Talaromyces rugulosus is the source of this 3576-nucleotide messenger RNA. RefSeq lists its product as uncharacterized. The record is from RefSeq and is a predicted model, not a curated record. Gene Ontology annotation, molecular function: protein serine/threonine kinase activity; ATP binding; RNA endonuclease activity. Gene Ontology annotation, cellular component: IRE1-TRAF2-ASK1 complex. The transcript is spliced from 2 exons. Bases 1 to 3576 code for a protein of 1191 amino acids. NCBI's taxonomy places the organism in Eukaryota, Fungi, Ascomycota, Eurotiomycetes, Eurotiales, Trichocomaceae. Gene Ontology annotation, biological process: mRNA processing; IRE1-mediated unfolded protein response; protein phosphorylation.
AUGCGCUGGAGGGUGCCCGGUCGAUCGACGACGACGUCUCUGCCGGCCAGCGCCGCUCUCUUGCUCCUCCCGUCCCUCCUGCUCACAGCUCCGCAGCAGCUGUCCUACGCCCAGGAACAGAAACAUCCCCAACAUCACCAUCAACAACAACAACAACACGAUGCCGCAAUCUCGUCCAUCUACCCGGCCGCUGGCCCAACCGGCCACACCGGCAUCGACGAAUCGCCCCAUACGUAUUUCCGAGACACCCACCCCCACAAACAACCGGACGUGAAGAAGAAUCCGGACAACGAUGUGAGCGCCCUGGCGACUCUGGCUCUGGCAGGUUCCGAUAGCCCUGCCGUGCGAGCCCCUCCUGCCCAGCCCGGCAGCCCAACGGCCGGCCUGGUGUCGCAGCUUCAAGCGCGGUCCCUGCAGGACUGGGAGGUUGAGGACUUUGUUCUACUGGCGACCGUCGAUGGCACCAUUCACGCGCGAGACCGCAAGACUGGCUCCCCCCGCUGGGCCCUCGAGGUCCCCGGCAGCCCCAUGGUCGAGAGUAUCUACCAUAACCGCUCGUCUAGCAGCUUCGACGCAGAAUCCUCAACCGGCGAGGACGAUUUCCUCUGGAUCAUCGAGCCUAGCCGUGACGGCAGUCUAUACAUCUUCAGCCCCGGCCCUGAAGGCGGCCUUCAGCAACUGGGUCUCACCGUGAAAGAUCUGGUCAACGAAACUCCAUACUCGGGAACCGAGCCGCCCGUGACCUAUACCGCUUUGAAGGAGACCACACUGUACACCGUCGACGCCCGCACAGGAAAUGUGCUGCGUGUUUUCAGCUCUCGCGGACCUAUUACCCCAGACCAGAGCUGCAAGAUUGAUAAGCCUGGUGUUGACGGCGACGGCGAUUGUGAUCCUCCAACCGGCACUUUGACCCUCGGCAGAAUCCAGUACAUCGUCCGCAUUCAAAACACCGAGAAUGGCGAAGAGAUUUGCACCCUCAAAUACUCCGAGUGGGCGCCAAACAACCGCGAUGUCGACCUUCAAAGCCAGUACUACCAGACAAUGGACCAGAGCCACAUCUACAGCAUGCACGACGGCGUUGUUCUCGGCUUCGACCACUCUCGCAUGGAACGGCCUCGAUACACACAGCGCUUCACCAGCCCAGUCGUUCGUGUCUUUGAUGUGGCACGCCCGGUGAACUUCGACUUGCCGGAUUCUCCUCUUCCACUCGUCUUGCUCUCCCAGCCGCUUGAACCGCCUGACCCAGACUACGCCACAACCCCCGAUUCCGAGCACCGCGUGUUUAUCGAUUGCACCGAGGCAGGCGGAUGGUUUGCCAUGUCGGAAUUGACCUACCCCCUUGUGACGGGCCGGGCCGACCUCGCACAAUGCUACGACAAAGACUUUUUCCGCGACAGCCACUCACUGUUGAAUCUCGAUCUCCAACGUCAACGCAAAGCAUUGGUGGGCGUGCACUCGCUCGGUAUGUCAUCUGGGCGCCACAGCCAGCGAGGAGGCAUACACAGCGUUUCGGGCCCCUCUGCGAUUGGCGGCGGCGGCCCUAAUGGCACUCCCCGAAAUAUGCUUAGCUCUCCGUCGUACCUGGCUUCGCCCCCGGCUCUCCGACAAAGUGUCAUUAUUCGCACUGGCUGGGAAAACCGGACCGACAUUGUUGUCUUGGUCAUUCUUGCUUUCUUUGCAUAUUUCAUCUAUGUGAAUUCGGCCCUUUUCCAGGAACAACUGAAACAGAAGCUUGACUUGAAGAAUAUCCUGGCCGGAUACGAGCAACCGUUAUCCUCGACACCUCCAACAUCUCCGAUAGCAACUACAUUCCCCGAAGAUUCAGGCCCACUUAGUGGCGUGCGGGCCGAAUUAGCUACUCCCAAGAAGCCUCGUGUGCAGAUUGAUGAGCCCGAAGUCUUUGACAAUAGAGAAUCGACUCCACGAAGUUCCUCGCAGACUCCAGAUCCGGAAUCAACACCAAGAGUACGCAUUCGCGAGCCGUCUCGAGGACCGGACGAAGAAGGAGAUGAACUGAACCUGCAGGAGACUGGGGCAAAGAAGAAGAAACGCCAGCGAGGCCAGCGUGGGGGCAAAGCCCAUAAGCGUAAACAAAAGCCAGGCUCGGAGGGCGACAAAGCUGAGACUCCGGUCAUGGAUCAGAUCCAAUCUCUUGCCCCGCCAUCCGGUCUUGAGCCAGAUGUUCCACUAACUCGUCAGGUAUCGAAUGAGAUUUUCGAACUAGACGGAGCUGUUCGCAUUGGCCAGCUCAAGGUAUAUACCGAUACUGUUCUUGGCCACGGUAGUCAUGGCACCAUCGUAUACAAGGGCUCCUUUGACGGCCGAGACGUCGCUGUCAAGCGUAUGCUUGUCGAAUUCUACGAUAUUGCGUCUCAUGAAGUUGGUCUCCUACAAGAGAGUGACGACCACGCUAAUGUCAUCCGAUACUACUGCCGUGAACAGGCUACCGGCUUUUUGUAUAUUGCCUUGGAACUGUGUCCUGCGUCGCUGCAAGAUGUAGUCGAGAGAUCUCAGGACUAUCCUCAACUGGUCACUGGCGGCUUGGAUGUGCCAGAUGUGUUGCGGCAGAUCACCUUUGGAGUACGCUAUCUGCACUCACUCAAGAUCGUGCAUCGUGAUUUGAAACCGCAGAACAUCCUGGUUGCCACUCCCCGGGGACGCAGCACCGGCAUGCACCCAGCGUUGCGACUGUUGAUCUCCGAUUUUGGUCUCUGCAAAAAGCUCGAAGACAACCAAAGCUCAUUCCGGGCGACAACAGCACACGCAGCGGGCACGUCUGGAUGGCGAGCGCCGGAGUUGUUAGUAGACGAGGACCAGCAGUCGGCCAUGUUGAUCAAUGGUGGGCACUCGAAUCAUACCGAGUCGUCUGAGCCCGCUGUGGUUGAUCCACAGACCAACCGACGUGCAACUCGAGCCAUUGAUAUUUUCUCGCUGGGAUGCGUCUUUUACUACGUACUCACACGUGGUGGCCAUCCGUACGACAAGGAUGGCAAGUUCAUGCGCGAGGCCAACAUUGUUAAAGGCAAUUACAAUUUGGAUGACCUGCAACGGUUGGGGGACUAUGCAUUUGAAGCAGAUGAUCUCAUUCGUAGCAUGCUGAGUUUGAACCCUCGUCGACGACCGGACGCUACUACAGUCCUGAUGCACCCCUUUUUCUGGGGACCAGCCGAACGACUGAACUUUUUAUGCGACGUCUCUGACCACUUUGAGUUUGAGCCUCGCGAUCCGCCGUCUCCGGCACUCGAAUACCUCGAGUCUGUGGCCGAGGACGUGAUGGGACCGGACAUGGACUUUUUGAAACUUCUCCCUAGGGACUUUAAAGACAGCCUAGGCAAGCAACGGAAAUACACGGGGUCCCGCAUGCUCGAUCUGCUACGCGCACUCCGCAACAAACGCAACCACUACAACGACAUGCCCGAGCAUCUCAAAUCACACAUUGGCGGCCUGCCUGAGGGCUAUUUGAGCUUCUGGACAAUUAGAUUCCCGUCACUGUUGAUGAACUGCCAUGCCGUGGUGGCGGAUCUGGACUUGGGGCAGAUUGAGCGCUUUCAACGGUAUUUCACGCCGCCGGAAUGA